AUGACGCCCAAAGGAAAUCCCAAUACCAAUAGCGACAAGGACUUCGUCGAAACCACUGUCACGCCACCAGUGGGUGUGAGUAAGAGUGUUCGAUCCUCCCCGCUUUGUUCCUCUGGCAAAAUGCCGCGAAAGACCAAAGCAGAGCUUCCAAUCGCGCAAAAGAAAAAGGCUAUAGCCACUCUCACUCCUCCUGACUCUGCAAAGGCUCCAAGCAGCAUUGGGUUUGUUCCUGUUGGAAGUGAAGAAGAUUCAAAGAAAACGAUGGCUGUCAACAAUGCUGCAUCUGCGAGCAGCAACACCAACACGGCGGUCGUCGCCGGUACCCAAUCGACUCGUGCACCAAAACCUGCGUUGCUCGUCACCAAUCCAGUUGGAAACAACAAGACGGACGAAGAGAAAAAGGCGCAUGCCAGUGUCAACAGCAACAGCAGUGUCAACAGCACAGCAGGCGACCCUCUGGCUGGAUCUGGACGAUUCUUGGAAGGCGAAACCCAUCGGAACAACCACGACAGCUUUGACCAAUUGUUGGCCGAUGCUUUCUCGCUUGGUCACGCCAGGGGCUAUUUCAAAGCCACAAUGAUGCAAUGCGUUCUGAUGGGGCAGCAUCUCCAGGCCCUCAGCUGCCACUCUCGUGAAAUCGCACGGUUCUACUCAAUGUCCGAAUGUUGGCUCCGCAAUUUGGUCGUCUCGCUGGGUCCCGCAACUGACAACACCACUGCUUUGCAAACUGUGGCUCCUCACUACAAAGAACUAGCGCUCUAUCAUGAGCAAAUCCAAAAGAAUAUGCACGAUGAGAUUGCCGGAAAGCAGCAGUAUCUGCAAAUGGCCAUGCGUCGCAUUCUUGACUUUGAACUCGUUGUCAAUCAGACGGAACGUGAACUCUUGGCGCGUUGUCACGCAGUUGGCGUUGCUGCGACACGGCAGAGCCGUCGUGGCACCAUCGCCACACAGAACGAGGCUGAGGGCACGCCCCAGGAAACUGUACCAAAGCGGGAACGUGGUGAAAGCGCCGACACUGCGGUGGACGGUGAAUCACCCACGAAGAAGCGCAAACUCGUCACUCCGGUGGACGCCACCGCUGUGACGAUUGACUCCGAAUCGCAGGCUACGGCAGGUCUAGCCGUUCAGACGGCUGGUGACAGAGAUGGUGCCGAGACCGGCAAAAAGGCGCUUCGUCGAGUGAGCGUUGCCAUCUCAAUUUGA
Molecule: messenger RNA, 1203 nt
Organism: Seminavis robusta
Lineage: Eukaryota; Bacillariophyta; Bacillariophyceae; Naviculales; Naviculaceae
Source: the annotation of a GenBank genome assembly